AUGUGGCACGGAACGCAGCGAUUCCCGAACUAUCCAGACAGCCGCGCCUUGCAGGUGACCGCCGCGCACAUCCAGGGAUACGAAGCCAACAUCACUAUGGCAGAGCAGUCCGUUGGCAUUCGGAAUCCGAAUUUCCGCCGGCUCGUCUUCAGCAGGCGGGAUUCGCCAGCUGCCUUGCCAGCUUCUGGCCUCCCAACAACGUCUUCGCAAUACAGUGUCUACGCAGAGGGGGCGCAGGGGCCGCUACCAAGGCCGCCGGGCAUGUUCUCAGUGUGCGCGCCUUCAAGUUCUCAGGCGUCUGCAGGCGACUCCUUCGUCCAGCACCAGUCCGCUCCUGCCGGCUGGCCAGCCGCGCGUGGGCCAGUCGACGUCUGCCAGCUGACUGGCCGUGCGUCGAGUGAGAUUUGCGCCCCAGGCCCCCGCCACGUAGCGCCGCGGCAGCAACCCGCCGCAGAGAGGCUGACCGCGCAGCCCAGGAUGCACGCCUUCAUGGGGCUGGCCACGGCCACAGGGCAGCCGGCUUACCUCGCCAGGUGA
Molecule: messenger RNA, 537 nt
Organism: Prorocentrum cordatum
Lineage: Eukaryota; Dinophyceae; Prorocentrales; Prorocentraceae
Source: the annotation of a GenBank genome assembly